GAUGGUCUCGGGAGCAAAAAGGGGAGGAGAGCAAGCAGCGAUCAAUUCGUCAUUUAUAUUUUUGUUUUGUUCAUAGCACACACCGGACGUUCGUUUUCUUUGCUUUUCUGUCCGCUACACGCUCUGUAAAGUGUAAACGAGAAAAGUAAGCUCAAAGGAAAUUACGUUACCAUUACCAGUGCGCGUUUGAGCAGACGGUGGGUACUUUCGAAACGUGCCAACAGUAAAGCUUUCCGUUUUCGUAAAACGCACUGAAAGGAAGGUGGAUAAUCGAUAGCAAAGUUACAGCACGGUUCAGCGCGUUCGCAGUUCAAACGUUCGCAUUCGAUAGUGGUGUCUGCCUGCUUGGUGGCAGUUGCACGCACGUGUCGAAGAUCUCAUCACUUUUCCGUCGCCGUCAUGUCGCAAAUGGGGCGUGCUGUGAAGAACCUAGAACCACCUCGUCCUUUGAAGUCGACUCUGAAACAGUCUCACGUUCAUUUGCCCGUAUACGAGGUCCAGUCCAUCGAGGAACUGAUAACUUUGACAGAGAACGUUGCCGCGAGCCUUGUCAAUGGUUGCAAUAACGCCGAUGGUGUGAAUGCGCUCCUUGCCAAUCUGAGGCUCCAUGGGCCCCAGUUGGAAAACGUAUCGAAGGAUACGCUGGACCGCGCAUUGGUCAUUUUUCGAAAUGCGUCUCAAGACGAACGGCUAAAUAUAAUGACGCGAUUGAAUCUGUUACAACUAAUAGAGCUGCGCGCCAAAUCCUGGCAGGUGUCUGACGGUGCAAACACCUACUACAAGCAUAAGGCUACAAAUGUGGAGCCCGACAUUCUGGCCGAUCCGAAUCUGCUGGGAUCCUCCCCUCCCAUGGGCCAGUCAGUGGUACCAGCGUUAGCACCGGGUGAACUGAUACGAACCUCUGGAAAGUUCCCGAAGCCUACCAAAAUACCCGGCAAAACUUACUCGAAAGAUGAAAUUGUUAUUCGCAAUGCAGAUUCAGGAAAAGUAAUGGGAAUCAAGGGACGUAGAGUUCAUAUGAUUGAAGAACUGUCGGAAACGGUUAUUUCGUUCCAAAGAGUUGCUACCGGGGCAAAAGAGCGGCUGGUGCAAAUAACAGGCCCCAAUGAAGAGAAAAUCAACUAUGCGAAACAGUUGAUCGAGGAUACUAUUCGUCGCAAUGCGUCUCCCGUAAGAUUGGAUAAUUCUCAGGAUGGAUCCUGCAGUUCUUUGGCUUCAUCUGCUUCGGAUGAAACGGUCCCGAGAAAGGAUACAGGAUCAAAUCCUAGGAACACCUUAGUUGGAGGAAUGGCUGAAAUGGCAUCUAAUAAUGGUACGAAUGGUAUAAUUUCUCACAUAUCGAAUCAACAGUUUAUAACAAAAGGUUCCAUGACAGGUACACUAAGUCUUAAUAUCAGUGGCUUUUCACAAACACCGCCCUCAUACACGCAUCCGAAGCUCACUCGCAAUGGGUCUCAAAAUAGUGGCCAACGAAAUAGUGCUGCUGCAAAUGGAGGAAUGCUGCUGCAUAGCUUCUCUACUAAUGAUGCAUCACUAGGAGAGUACAAAUAUACUGUAGGCGUAGGCCAGCACAAUCUAAAGAUAACUGGCGAUUGUUUGGAGCUUGUGAAGGUUGCAAAGCUAGUCCUCGAUGACUACUUUAGCAGUAAUGAGUUUCUGGCCUCAGUAGACAUGUGCUCAAGCUUCGAUGUACCGAACACUCUUGCGUCCCCUGUCGGGACAUUGUCCGGUCAACAUUCACUAAUUACAGGUACACCCUUCGUUGACAGUGGCGUUGGUUUAAAUAACAUGGGCACUGCUAUUGGCGAAGUAACCAAUAGCAUAGAUUUGGACGACGAUGUUUUUAUUGUUGAUGCCGGGGCAUCUGGCUUCAAGUCGAAUGAAGUUCAGGCAAACAACACACACAUUUCGACAAAUAAUGGCCUGAGCCGGUCUCGUCGGAGUCAUUUUUCACGUAAAGACAGUGAAGGAGAUGGACUAAAAGAAACCACUACGGGGACGGCCAAGUCCGAUUCCAACCCGGUGAAAAGAAUCGAAUAUGAACGGCUGAUUUAUUAUUCAAAGUCACCCUAUUCGUGGGAGUUGCCUGCAGACUGGAAACGUAUAUGUGAAACUCUUCCUUAUUUGGUGAAAAAUAAGGAUAUCGAAAAUAAAAAAAAUCGGUUUAAUGGUGACCAAUUUCUGGAAAUGAAAAAGAUGGCAACUAAAGACAUCAAUUUGCCAGGAGGCAAUACUACCGAUGGAGGCGAUGGCGAACUAAUUGUUGAUGGAGCACGUGCCUCUUCUGCUGGUGCCGAAGAGAAUAGCUCUAAUGCAAUACAGGUAGAAAAGGUCACUGGGUAGAACCGGAAUGAAGAAAUAUAAAAAUGGAAGAGAAAUAACGGACGCAGUUAAGAAGAAAUGAACUGCAUAGAUUAUGAAGCAGUUUGAUCGACAAUACGCAGAGACCAUCUGCAGUUGUCAAUUCGAGAAGUUUACGAAAACUUUACCUUAAUCAUAUGACAAUUUCUAACCAUUCGAUUACGUCCUUGCAAGAAUUUAAUUUAGUUGCUAAUGCUAUUCGUCAACUAACUAUUGAACCCUGAAUGAGAUUAGAUUUUUUUUCUUAUUGAAGACUAAUUUAUUGCAAGAUCUAGGUAAAUCUUCUAUACUUUUGUCAUUACAGAUCAUUUUCUAUCGUUUUUUUUGGCUGGCUUUAAGCAAAACGAAUAAACUGAUUUGACAAUUAUCAAUAAAGAUAUUUAUGUCAAACUGUAUUCGCAAAUUUACGCUGUCCACCGAUGAUAUUACGAGCUCUGUAAUGAAGUAACAAGCCCGUAAAGAAGUGAUAUUUUCGAAACGUGGUUAUAUAACCCAAAAAACCCGCUACUGAAUGCAAAAGAACAUAAGCAGCGAACGUGAUAUAUCGCAGACCAUACGUGUACUGACACUAAUUUAUCUAUUUAUCCUUCAGCAGAAAGGAAUCCAUAGAGUUAUGGAAUUACUCAUCCGUAGGAAGAUAUACAUAACAGCAAUAACAAACUGAAUGUGUAUUAUUAAUUUUCUAGUCUCAGCGAUACAAGGAAUAUCGCUUGUCGACUCAUACACAUAUCUAUUCGUUCGUAUCCCAAAGCAAUCAUUUUUUAUUUCCGAAUUUCUCAUUAUGAAUCUUUGGGCUGUUAUUUGAUUUAGUAAUCCGUUGGUUUCUCGUUAACCGAAACUUUCGCAACAAUUUAAUUUCUUUUAUUUAUUGAUUAGUUAUACCCUUAUAAGACUUGUUUUUGUUUUGUUGUAUCUAAAACAAUCUGAUUUUUGUAUCGCAUGCUGCAUUGGGUAAUAUCUGUUUAAAGCAACAAAUAAUCCAUCAGUAUACGUAACUUUCAUUUCAUUUGAUCUUUAACGCUUUGGCAUACAGUCAGCCGUGCGAAAAAUAGAGGUGAUUUAUGCGUUAAUUUCAUUUAUCAUUAUACCAAUGUAUUCUAACGAAAGCUAUGAAUAAUAAAAACAU
Anopheles nili is the source of this 3487-nucleotide messenger RNA. It is a transcript of the gene mxt, whose product is annotated as eukaryotic translation initiation factor 4E-binding protein Mextli. Gene Ontology annotation, biological process: regulation of formation of translation initiation ternary complex; positive regulation of translation. NCBI's taxonomy places the organism in Eukaryota, Metazoa, Arthropoda, Insecta, Diptera, Culicidae. Gene Ontology annotation, molecular function: eukaryotic initiation factor 4E binding; RNA binding; translation initiation factor activity. Gene Ontology annotation, cellular component: cytoplasm; RNA cap binding complex. The transcript has 10 exons. The record is from RefSeq and is a predicted model, not a curated record. Bases 400 to 2343 code for a protein of 647 amino acids.